Messenger RNA from Chaetomium strumarium, 626 nucleotides. RefSeq lists its product as uncharacterized. The record is from RefSeq and is a predicted model, not a curated record. The coding region runs from base 111 to 524 and encodes 137 amino acids. Lineage: Eukaryota; Fungi; Ascomycota; Sordariomycetes; Sordariales; Chaetomiaceae. The transcript has a single exon.
CCUCUAAUCCUUGUUUUCUCCCCCUUCAUUUCUAAUAUCCGUGUUACCAUCGGCGUCUGACUUCCUCAGCUAUAAGGUUAGCCAAUCCUCGUUCAACAACAACACCAAUCAUGGCCUUUUCGCAGUCUUCGGCCCUUCAACUGGCGGCCCACGCCUUCGCAACCAUCUUCACUGGCUUUGGCAUUAACGCAAUCCUUCGCCCAACGAACGCCCUGACCUUCUUCGAGUUUGCUCCUCCGGCAUCACCCUCUGAGGCCGGGAUGGUCGAUAGCCUGAUGGCUGUCUAUGGCGUGCGAGACAUCUUCAUGGGCGUAGCGAUCUACGCGGCCGCGCUGUUGGGUACCAAGAGGUCGCUGGGCCUGACGCUCAUCGCCGCAAGCGGUGUUGCCAUCGCGGAUGGGCUGGUUUGCUAUAGCCAUGGCCAAGGACACUGGAACCACUGGGGCUACGCGCCCAUCAUCACCGCCGUUGGCGCCAUGCUGCUCGGCCUCUUUGACGGUGCGAACAAGGCGAAGAAGGCCUAACUGAACCUGAGGCGAAUACUUUGGCUGAUUCAUGUACGUCACAAUACUGCGAGAGAUCUAAUGCAAAUUCCUCAGGUCAGAUCUUUUGGUACUUUGUUAGCC